Trypanosoma cruzi is the source of this 567-nucleotide messenger RNA. RefSeq lists its product as uncharacterized. Lineage: Eukaryota; Euglenozoa; Kinetoplastea; Trypanosomatida; Trypanosomatidae. The coding region runs from base 1 to 567 and encodes 188 amino acids. The transcript has a single exon. The record is from RefSeq and is a predicted model, not a curated record.
AUGUCAGGGGCUCUUGGGCGUGGCUCCUACCGUUCUGUAGUGGCCGGUACGCGUAAUGUGCCCCAGCGUCUGACAUAUUACCCCUGUGCAUACGAAUUGAUGCAGCUACACAAGGCGCACAAAGAGGUGAUACGCCACUUUUACGUUAGGGACAAGAUCUUUGACAAUAAAUUUCCCACCACGGCGCUUGCAAAUGGUUUGUUCAAAUUUGUUCCCAACCGACGUGAGAGUUAUCACAUGCGUGAGGUGAUGGAAUCCAUCCGCCGCCGCUCGAUAUUGAUGCAUCGCAUACAGCAGCAGCGGGCAAUCAAUGCCAAAGUCGUGGAGGAGUUGGAAAAAGGGUACGGUAAGGAGUCUGCAGCGGCUAUGCUUUGCUUCACCACGCCGGAUUCUGACGCCUACUUUAACCCACAGCGUUAUCAAAGUGUGGCGAAUGCAUGGCCAAAUUACUGGCAGCACCCGAGUACCUCACAUGUGGUGCCAAAACCCCGCUGGCGCCGUGUACCAGAGCUCGGCGGCAUUACGCGAGUGCAAGACCCACUGACGGAGCAGGCGAACGACUACUAA